ACACAGAGGGAAUGGAAAACAAAACUUUAUAACAAAAAUAAAUAAGAAAAAAACCUAAAAAUAAGAAAGUCUGGUGAUAUAAAGAUGGAUGGAUGAUGGUGUGACAGGUCGCUGGCCAGCUAAAAAUCCUCUCACAUCGUCGUUGUCCGUCUCUUCUUCCUCGUUCAUACAAUCGUUCGGUCGUCUUUUUUUUUCGUAUUUUAUCCGUGGAGGCUUUUUUUUUUUUUUUUUUUUUUGCUUUUCUUUGCGAGAUCUGUGUUGGGACAGAACUUCGCCUCUUCUUUCUCUUCCCCUCUUCCUCUCUUCCUCUUCCUCUUCAUCUUCAUCUUCCUCUUCAUCUCCAUCCCCCUCUUGAUCCCUAGCAAAGGAGCCACAAAGCAACCGAAAGGUAAGUGCAGAUCUAAACUUCAGUCUCCGGAUGUAUGACUUGCAUCCCUCGUUUCGGCGGCUGGGAUACGCGCGCUUCGAGACAAGGGCCCAGGACCGAUAGACCAGAUCUCAA
Messenger RNA from Aspergillus heteromorphus CBS 117.55, 502 nucleotides. RefSeq lists its product as uncharacterized. The transcript has a single exon. Bases 89 to 355 code for a protein of 88 amino acids. Lineage: Eukaryota; Fungi; Ascomycota; Eurotiomycetes; Eurotiales; Aspergillaceae. The record is from RefSeq and is a predicted model, not a curated record.